Halteromyces radiatus is the source of this 2540-nucleotide messenger RNA. RefSeq lists its product as uncharacterized. NCBI's taxonomy places the organism in Eukaryota, Fungi, Mucoromycota, Mucoromycetes, Mucorales, Cunninghamellaceae. The transcript is spliced from 11 exons. The record is from RefSeq and is a predicted model, not a curated record. The coding region runs from base 41 to 2434 and encodes 797 amino acids. Gene Ontology annotation, molecular function: protein binding.
AUCAAUUUUUCUCGUUCUUUUUUUUUUUCUCUUUAAUAUAAUGCUUGAAGACUCACGACUUCCAAGUCUUGAUUCAACUUGUUCAAGUCAUGAAGGACUAGAUCACCUUGUACUCCCUCAAACGUCUGAUAUGCUUCUACCAAAUACGACUGCCAUAUUACAAACUCAAGAUGACAUCUCUAGUGAUAGUGAAUGUAGUAGUACUGAUGGUCAUGAUCAAGCUUUAUAUGACCUUCCGCUUGUCAUUCGAGCCUUGAAAACUACAUUAAAGCACCAAGAAGAACAACAAGAACAACAACAACGGCAGGACGAAGGACAUAGUAGUGAAGAUGGACAAUCGUGUUUGGAUACACCACCUGCCUCUUUAGAAGACGACGAUGAUUUGGAUGAACGACAAAUACAUACACCAACUACAAGUACUUGUUCUACUUCUUCUGAUUUGAAACCUAUAGACACGACCAUUCAUUCUGAUCCUUCAUCCAAUCCUACCAAACUGGCCAAUGGAAUUCAGUUACCGACUGUUGAUCCUAAAUCUAUUUCACCCAAUUUAAUGAAUGCUAUUGAACAAGAAAAACAAGAUGAAACGGCGAAUAUGGCAAUGCAUUAUUUCUUUCAAAAUCAAUUCAUGAAAGCAAAACAAUUAUUAGAACAACAUGCUGCAAGCAAUCCUUUACAUUCUCUUUGUCUAAGUUCCAUGUUAUUUUUGAAAGCUGUGAUGACAAACGAUGAAAGGACACGAAAAGAAAGUUUGGAUGCUUUAUUACGGACAUAUCAUUUGACAACAACUGAAUUGGAAAUGACAGUGAAGCAACAAAGUGCAUUUUUUGGACAUCCUGUUUUACAAUAUGCACAACACUGUUAUUAUUAUUUGACAUGCGGCAAUCAUCAUUUAGCAUCACAUCCAACACCACGACGACAUAGACAACUAAAUCCAUUUUCUUCUCAACAACAAAAAGGUGAACAAUUUGUAUCCAAUGGUAUUCUGCGUGCACAUAUCAUCAAGGCUGAAAGUUGUUUGCAAAUGGCUAUUCUUUACCUAUUACAAGGAUCUUAUUCUUCUUAUAUUAAAUGUGGAAUCAAUAUUCGAAGAGCUUAUGCUAGCUACUAUUUUGUAUGGCAAGAACAACAACGAAUGGGACAAUUCCAUGCAAAUCAUAUUGACAAAAAUACACUUUGUGGUCUUCAAUUUGGGAUCGGUGCUGUACACUUGAUACUAGAUUCACUACCAUUGAAUAUUAGACGUAUUGUAUCUUCAUUCACAUGGCAACCUGAAAAACAAUUAGGACUGGCUUUAUUAAGACUUAGCAAGGAAAGCGAUGGAAUACGAUCCCCCUGGUCCUCAUUAUUAUUACUAGCUUAUUAUACCAUUUUAACUUCAAGUUGUCCUCAAAUUUUAAUGGUCGAAUAUUCACAACCAGCCAUUGAAGUGUUACUAGAAGCUCAACAAGCGUAUCCACAUUCAGCCUUUUUUCUUCAUUUCGCAGGUCGAACAUCAAGAAUUGGUUGCAACAUCCCACUCUCAACACAAUCAUUCCUUUACGCCAUAGAAAUCAGCAAAAGCGACUGGGCAGAAUUGGACAUUUUCCAUGUAUGUAGUAACGAAAUUGGGUUUAAUUCUAUGAUGCAAAUGGAUUGGGAAGAAGCUAUCAAGGUAUUUGAACUUCUAUAUGAGCAUGAUUAUUGGUCUAAUGGUGUCUUUCGCUAUUUACAUGGAACGUGUCUUGCUAUGCUUGGUUUAGAUACUGAAGCUAUUCUACUCUUUGCUCAAGUUCCCGAACUUAUUCUUCAUGGUGAUACAGCGAGCAACAACCUACAAGAUCUAGAAAAGUACAUUUUACAAAAAGUACGAUUUUUUGAAAGUACUGGAUAUCAAGAUUGUAGAUUAUCAUUAUGUGCCCUAGAAUAUGUGUGUCUGAUGAAUGGUAUAUGUUUUUUGGAUUCAACUACUUUGGAACAUUAUCUUGUAUUGAUUGAUGACACUUUACAACAUAUCGUGGAAAUGGAACAACUCGAAUUUGCUAUUCGUGAAAGGGAAAUGGAUCCUGACACACCUUUGCCUUGUUAUGUAAAUCAACGCGCUGUAUUACUUUGGAUGAAAGCGUGUAUUUAUAACAAAGAGGAACGAUAUGAUGAUGCUAUCCCUCAUCUCAACUGGAUUGUUGAUCAUAAGGAUGAUAUCGAUAUGGAUCAAUGGGUGAUUCCUUUUACAUUUUGGGAAGCGGGGAUCACAGCUUGGAAUAUGGACAAUCGUACACGUGGAAGAGAACUAUGGGAAAAGGCUGCUACAUACAAAAAUUAUGCUUUUGAAAAUCGAAUGGCUUUGAAAAUACAUCUCACCUUAUCAAAAGCGGAUGCUGAUGGUGUACCUAGUUCUCAAAAAAUCAAUAAUUAUCAAGGUCGUUCUCGAUUCAAAUCUAUCAUCUUAUCUAGUUAGGUGAUUACAACAUACGUUAUACCUUAUUGUUUAUAUCUAUAUACUUUAGAAUUUACUCGUUGUAUCAUAGUUAUCAAUUUAUAAAUUAUUUAUAAAUUCAAUGCCU